AUGGCGAGAUAUACGGUCAAGGUCGUAGCUGGAUCGCGCACAGUGAGCUUACUCGUCGUGCUUUCGCCGUCCCAGUCCUGCUCGGCCUUGCUCGACAAGGUCAGGUCACGCCUGCCAGAUUUCAGCGUCCCCGCACAUGGAACUCAGAUUAUCCUGCGCCUGGACACCCAAUUCGGACCGGUUCUGGAUCUCGAUGACCUCUUGUCUGACGUCUUACCCAACACUGAUGAGACUGUCUACGCAGUCGUCUACAGGCUGCUGCCUGCCCAGCGGAUGACAUCUCUAGGAGCCAAUGUCAAUGAGCAGCACGACGACUCAACUCAGCGAACCCGUCCCACGACUCCCUCUGAUUACGCAUCCACCGAACAGCAGACUGAGAGCAAUGACCUCAACGGACCGCCCGAGGCACCUGCCACCUCACACGCUGUUAUCGACCUCGACCCCUUGAUGACCAUGCUAGACAGCCCUACACCACCUGACAUCACCGAAGAAGUUUACGCGAGGACCAUAGCGCCUUUCGGGCAGGCGCUGAGGGCCUCUGAGGAGAACAUGGUUUACACCGACCCAGCGAUGACCUUCGGCGACCCCAACGUAUGUGCAGAACAGCAGUGGUAUGACCCGGUGUUCUGCGACAUCCUUUAUCCUCAUCUGUCGCACAUCCAGGAACGUCUUCGCCAGCUCAAGCUGGAGCAGGCAUCGCUUGAAGACACCACGCUUGCGCUCGCAGACUUGAAGGAGGACCGACUGUUGGCAAAAGAAAUUCGCGCGUUGAAAGAUGCCGUUGAUGUGAUCCUCACCCGAGCUACGUUCAAGAGGGUCGAUGACGUCCAGAAGCAGACCGGCGAUUUACAACCAACCGACAACUCACACGUUAACUGA
Messenger RNA from Alternaria viburni, 879 nucleotides. RefSeq lists its product as uncharacterized. The record is from RefSeq and is a predicted model, not a curated record. Bases 1 to 879 code for a protein of 292 amino acids. Lineage: Eukaryota; Fungi; Ascomycota; Dothideomycetes; Pleosporales; Pleosporaceae. The transcript is spliced from 3 exons.